This is a messenger RNA of Hyaloscypha bicolor E, 357 nucleotides long. RefSeq lists its product as uncharacterized. Lineage: Eukaryota; Fungi; Ascomycota; Leotiomycetes; Helotiales; Hyaloscyphaceae. The transcript has a single exon. Bases 1 to 357 code for a protein of 118 amino acids. The record is from RefSeq and is a predicted model, not a curated record.
AUGUGUUUGGACCAUUGCGUGCUAGGCGCGCUGUGGCUUCUGCCUGGUCGAUGCCCAGGCUUGGGUCGACGCCGAGCUGUGUUCCAUCUCAAGAUUCACGAAAUAAUCUCUGCCUUCGUGCUUUUCCGUCCUAGUGUACUUCUUCUCUUCAACUACUUGAGAACUGGAUAUUUAGAACGGGAGUUUGCGGAAGCCAAUGGGGACGCCAGAGACAGAGCGAAUGCGGCUGCGGACACUGGAGAUGGAGUCACGGUUGGCAGGGCGCUGCUGAGUGGGAGUUGCAUUAUUGUUGCGUCCACGGGGGUGGCCUGGUUCAAACAUAACGCGCUGAGGAAUUUGAUGCUCAACCUGGGAUGA